AAGCUGGUGCUUCCUCACAGGGUUUUUUUGUAGCUGGGGCUGGGACCUUGGUGACAUGGGAAUCAGGAUGGCUUUGAAUGGACAUCUGUUUCUCCAGGGACUCGGUUUUCUCAUUCUCUGCACCCUGGUGGGCGCUCCAGUUGUGGAGCUGAAGCUGGAGAAGGGAGGCCACCGCUGUGAGGGGAGAGUGAAGAUUAAGUACCAAGGACAGUGGAAAAUGGUGUGGGAUCCCAACUGGGACUUGAAAAAAGGGGCUGUGGUUUGCAGACAACUGGAAUGUGGGACUGCUGUUGAUGCUUCCAUAAGGCCUCACUUGGGAGCAAGGAUUGGAUUCAUUCAGCUUACACAAUUUUCCUGCAAGGGGACAGAACCAACUGUCAAUGAAUGUUCAUAUUUUAAUCAUCGAUAUAUGAUAAAUUUUGAUUAUGUUCUUCCCUGGAAUGUUGGAGUGGUAUGCUCAGGAUUUGUCCAUCUGGCUGGAGGGAACGGACCAUGCUCAGGGAGAGUUGAAAUAUAUACUGGAACAGAGUGGACUCCAGUGUCUGAUAGGAACUUCACGUUCCCCACUGCCCAUGUCAUCUGUGCAGAGCUGGGGUGUGGCAAGGCUGUGUCUGUCCAGCAGGAUAUGCCCUUGAGAGACGCCUAUGGACAGGUCUGGACUGAAGAGUUCUGGUGUGAGGGGCAGGAAUCUGAGCUCCAUUUCUGCCACAGAGUGCCCUGUCCUGGAGGCACUUGUCACCACAGUGGGGCUGUCCAUGUUGUCUGUUCAGAAUACACAGGACUGCGGCUUGUGUCUAAGGAUGGGUCCGAAUGUGAGGGCCGAGUGGAGAUUCAGAUUUUUGGAGAUUGGAGACCGCUCUGCGACUCUCUCUGGGAUCUGGCAGCUGCCAAUGUUGUCUGUCAGGACCUUGGCUGUGGGGUUGCCAUUGCCACCCCAAGAGGGGUGCCUUUUCAGGAAGGAAGUGGCCAGGUUUGGAAGCACAAGUUUCACUGCUCAGGGACUGAGUCCCAUUUAUGGGAGUGCCCUGGGACUGCCUUGGGGUAUCCUGACUGUUCCCAGGGAGGUGCUGCGUCUGUGAUCUGCUCAGGAAACCAGACCCAGCUUCUGCUUCCAUGCAACAACUCCGUAUCUCACCCAGCGGGCUCUGCAGCCUCGGAGGACAGUGCUGCUAACUGCUCAGAGAACAGAUGGCUCCGCCUGGUGGAUGGGGGCAGUCCCUGUGCUGGGAGAGUGGAAAUCCUUCACCAGGGUUCCUGGGGCAACAUCUGUGAUGACAACUGGGACAUGAACGACGCCCACGUGGUGUGCAGACAGCUGGGCUGUGGAGUGGCCAUUAAAGCCAUUGGUUCUUCUCAUUUCGGGGAAGGAACAGGACCCAUCUGGCUGGAUGACCUGAAAUGCACAGGACAGGAGUCCCAUGUGUGGAGGUGCCCUUCCCGGGGCUGGGGACAGCACAACUGCAGGCACAAGGAGGACGCAGGAGUCAUCUGCUCAGAGUCCCUGGCCCUCAGGCUGGUGAGUGAUGACCAUGACUGUGCUGGCUGGCUGGAGGUCUUCUACAACGGGACGUGGGGCAGCGUCUGCAGAAGCCCAAUGGAGCCCACCACCCUGUCUGUGAUCUGCAGGCAGUUGGGCUGUGGGGACACUGGCGAGCUCAACAUUUUGGCUGGUAUCAGGACACUCUCUCAGCCCCUUUGGGUGGAUGGAAUCCAGUGUCGGAAAAGUGACACCUCUCUGUGGCAGUGUCUUUCUGAUCCCUGGAACAACAGAUCAUGCUCUCCAAAAGAAGUAGCUCACAUCAUUUGUGCAGGAAAGAAACCGAAGAGCUGUCCCACUGCUGCCCCCUGCACAGACAAAGAGAAGCUUCGACUCAGGGGAGGAGACACCACAUGCUCAGGGCGAGUGGAGAUUUGGCACAACGGCUCCUGGGGCACAGUGUGUGACGACUCCUGGAGCCUGGCAGAGGCCGAGGUGGUGUGUCAGCAGCUGGACUGUGGCUCUGCCCUGGAAGCCCUGCAGGAGGCUGCAUUUGGCCCAGGAAAUGGGAGCAUCUGGCUGGACGAGGUGCGGUGCAGAGGCAGGGAGUCUUCCCUGUGGGCCUGUGCUGCGCAGCCCUGGGGGCAGAACAACUGUAAGCACGAGGAGGAUGCUGGAGUGAGGUGCUCUGGUAAGAGGACAACAUCUUCCCUGACCGUUGGAGGCACAAGUUCAGGCUCAGACCCUGUCUCCGACAUCUUCUCCCUACCUGUGGUCAUCUGCCUCAUUCUGGGGGCCCUUCUCUUCCUGGUCCUUAUCUUCUUGGGAACUCAGCUGCACAGAUGGAGAACAGAGCUCCGAGUCUUAUCUAGUUUUGAAGGUGCUCUCGAUGAGGCUUUGUACGAGGAUAUUGAUGAUUACAUUUUACAACCAGAGAAGGAGGACCUGUUGGACAACUCAGGAAAACUGUCUGAUGAGUCAUUGACUAAGCUGCCAUAUUACACAGGAAACAAUGAGGAGGAUACAGAUCCUGAAUCUGUCCUAGACCCUCCAGGAAAGCAGACUGAUGCCACUGAAAAUGGUUACGAUGAUAUUGAAGAGUUACCUGUUUCUGAAAUUCCUCCUACCCCUGGAAUGAGUGAGAAGCAUUUUUUCCCAGAGGAAGGGCAUGGUACCAGGUAUUCCCAGACAGGUGAGUGGACAGCUAUGCCUGCAGUAGUCUCACUGGUUUGUCAUAGGAAAACUGAGACAUGUAUAGAUUUAGAAAAUGUUUCAGAUUGUGAGAGGUAA
Molecule: messenger RNA, 2767 nt
Organism: Trichechus manatus latirostris (Florida manatee)
Lineage: Eukaryota; Metazoa; Chordata; Mammalia; Sirenia; Trichechidae
Product: antigen WC1.1-like
Exons: 15
Coding region: 56-2767 (903 amino acids)
Biological process (GO): zymogen activation
Cellular component (GO): plasma membrane
Molecular function (GO): serine-type endopeptidase activity
Source: RefSeq, a predicted model, not a curated record